AUGGACAGAUGGGAUAGAUCCCAACGAGAUCGCCAACAAAGGCAUUACAGAGAGAACCCUUCUUUCUCUUCUACUCUUCUGGACGCCAUUUAUAGAUCCAUCGACGAAGGAGAAAGAGAGGAGAGACAAAACCAGCUUGUGCUUUACAGAGAAACCAUGAAAAAGCAGAAACAGAGCAACUUCUUCGAUGAGGAAGCUAAAGCACCGAGCUCUCGUCGAUCUCAAAAGGUCGAAAACUGGAUGGAUGCAAGGGCGUUCGAGAAAGUUGAGGUUCGAAGAAAUUCCAUACAUUCUAGCUCAAGCUCCACAGAUUCAAGCUCAAAUGGCGGCUUUUCUUCUUCAGAGUCAUCAUCAGAGCUCUUCAAUGGCGUCCAGAGGCUGAAGCCAAUUCGAACCAGUGCUGAUCCUCCUCAAAAACCAACAUUUGAUUCUCUCAACGCAUACAGAAACUACUCUGGCAAUACCCAGAAGCCAAAGCAGGAAAAUGGCUUUGAGAAGAAGACGAAAUCAAAAGCUCUGAGAAGAAUCCUAUACGGAGACUUGAAGAAAUCAAAGCAACCUAUUUCGCCAGGUGCUAGACUCACCAGUUUUCUGAAUUCUCUCUUCAAUUCAGGUGGUGGAAAUAACAAUGCCAAAAAGAAACCAAAGGUGGUGUCGUCAAACACUCUGACGCAACCUUCAACCUGUUCUUCAGCAUCUUCGUUUUCAAGGUCUUGCUUGAGCAAAACCCCAUCAUCAUCAAGAUCAGCAGCGAAGGCUACCAGGUCCGUGAGAUUCUGCCCAGUGAGUGUCAUAGUUGAUGAAGAUUGCAGGCCAUGUGGACACAAGAAUCUUUACGAAGGAGAAAAGGGUAUUGAGAAAUUCAGCCAUGUCAGCAAGAACAGUAACAACGAGGAGCUGAGGUUCCAUGUGAUGCAGGAGAGUCGAAGAGUGGAGGAGUACGCGAGAGAGUUGUUGAGAAAUUAUCAGAAGAAGAAGAAGGACGUUGAUGAUGAUGAUGAUGCGGCAAGCUGUUCAAGUUCUGAUCUUUUUGAAUUGGAUAAUCUUUCAGGGAUCGGGAAUAUUGAAAGGUAUAGAGAAGAAUUGCCAGUGUAUGAAACGACCCAUUUCAAUACCAAUCGAGCCAUUGCCAACAAUGGCUUCAUGCUGUAA
This is a messenger RNA of Prosopis cineraria, 1152 nucleotides long. RefSeq names its product protein BIG GRAIN 1-like B. NCBI's taxonomy places the organism in Eukaryota, Viridiplantae, Streptophyta, Magnoliopsida, Fabales, Fabaceae. The coding region runs from base 1 to 1152 and encodes 383 amino acids. The transcript has a single exon. Gene Ontology annotation, biological process: auxin-activated signaling pathway. The record is from RefSeq and is a predicted model, not a curated record.